Molecule: messenger RNA, 1752 nt
Organism: Penicillium concentricum
Lineage: Eukaryota; Fungi; Ascomycota; Eurotiomycetes; Eurotiales; Aspergillaceae
Product: Cupin domain protein
Exons: 6
Coding region: 1-1752 (583 amino acids)
Biological process (GO): kinetochore assembly; attachment of mitotic spindle microtubules to kinetochore; spindle attachment to meiosis I kinetochore
Cellular component (GO): kinetochore
Molecular function (GO): centromeric DNA binding
Source: RefSeq, a predicted model, not a curated record
AUGGCACGAGGGCCCGGAAAGGCCCGCGACUUCGACUACUCCAAUGUGGGAACCAAGGGAAGGCGCACUGGAAUAUCUCUAAAAGAGGGUCGACGCGACGAACAUGGAAUGGAAGAAGUAGACGGUCUCUUCUCAUCUCCUGAAAAGUCGUCUGUCGAGUUGAAUGGGUUUGAAGACGUGGAAAAUGACUCCUCAGUUGGGUCCGAGGGCAUGUCGAUGGAUGAAGGCAAUGCGCCAGAUCCCAUGGACUUCCUCAAGGGCACAAAUGGCCCACGUACCUCUUUUCUCCCCCCGCCUGCUGCGCGGUCGCCGAUGAAGAAUGGCCUCACUGGGUCCCCACGGAGGACUCCGGCGUUGCAAUCAACUCCAGACCCGCAAGAUAUUCUGGAGUCGUCUAGUCCAUCCGACGGCAAAGGUUUCGCGGGCGCACAGGGAGAAUCGCGUCAAGAUCCAUCUCCACUUUCCACUCGAUCAGUAAACGUUGGUCGCUCAAACCAAAGGAACGGCACACGGCAAAAACCCACGACAAAAGCACAGCUAGCAGCAGAAUUUGAGCCCGCAGUCAUACAUGACUUUUCCGACUAUUCCGACGGCGACGAGAACGCGAAUGCAUUCGCCGCAGUACAACAAGAUAUCGAUGACAGUCUGAAUGUCGAUUCUGAUUCAGUUUCUGCAGAGGAAGCACCCGAUUCUCCCGGGCAAACCCAACACGAUCAUGACGACAAUUCAUCUACGGCUGAUACAACUCCGCCUCGCGAAGAACCCGCUGUGACCUCCAAGCCAACAAAGAAGGCCGCGCCAAAGAUUGCCAAGGCAGAUAAGGGUCAGGCGAAACCCCCGUGCCGCGCGGACGUCCAAAGUCUCAGCGCCGUAACGUUGAAGAAGAUGCCGACCCCAGGCCAACCAAAAAGCGGAACACCACCAAAGCAUCUCCACCGUGCGACUCACACUCGAUCUGGGCGAGUUUCCGUCCGACCACUAGCAUACUGGCGCAAUGAACGAUGUGUCUUCGGUGAUGGGGAGGCAGCCGAGGGACAUCGAUACCCUCUUUCAACCAUCAAAGAGGUCAUUCGCACCGAGGAGCAAGAGCCUGAAAAGAAGAAGAAGGGGAAACGUUCAACGUCCCACAAAUCUAAGUCUAAGAAACAAAGGGAUGACUGUUCAGACGAGGAUGAGGAUGUUGAUCUCUGGGAGAAGGAAGGCGGUGUUCUUCAUGGCUACACCCUCAAAUGGGACGGGAAAACACAGACCAGUUCGAAGGAGGAGGAAGUUCUAGACAUUGCAUAUGCUCCCUCUGGAAUCGAAACCAGAGAAGUUAAAGACUCAACAUUCCGAUUUGCAAAGCUGCUUAGCUCGUCAUUCAUCGGGUCUGGAGUUGUGGAGCUCCCACCCGACGGAGUCAAGAAACCCAAGAACUCGAAGAAAAUGCACAUGGUCUUUUAUGUCUGUCACGGGCGUGUCCAAGUGGAUAUCUCGGGUGUCCAGUUUAGUGCCGGAAAGGGUUGUGUUUUCCAAGUUCCUCGGGGUAACUAUUACAGCUUUGCAAACACCCAUCAAAAAGAGGCUCGUCUUUUCUUCACACAAGGCUGUGUCCCCGAUGAGAACGAGAAUGAAGACGACACACCGCAGAUGUCUCAGGAUGCCGGCCCUGAGAGCGAAUUUGAAGCCGACACUCCCACCGCUCCUGUUCAUGUCCCUGCUAAGAAAGCCAAGGGUCGCCCCAAGGGCAAACAGAAGAAGGCUGGCAAAUGA